Messenger RNA from Perkinsus marinus ATCC 50983, 1335 nucleotides. RefSeq lists its product as hypothetical. The record is from RefSeq and is a predicted model, not a curated record. Lineage: Eukaryota; Perkinsozoa; Perkinsida; Perkinsidae. The transcript is spliced from 6 exons. The coding region runs from base 1 to 1335 and encodes 444 amino acids.
AUGAGGAAGGAGUCCAAGGCACGGGAGGCUAUCAGGGCCAAGCUUGCUGCUAGGAAGGCGGCUGGUGGGUUGAAGAAGGAAAGUAGGGGAGAGGCAGGGGUGAAGAAGGGCAAACUUUGGGCGAAGUUAGCGAUAGGAGAGGAGGAGGAAGAAGAGGGUGUAGUAGAUGGAGGGGAGUAUGAGGGGAAUGCAUGGGAGGGAGAGGUGGGAGAUGGGGAAGAGGUAGACGAGGAGGAGGAGGAGGAGGGAGGAGAGGAAGUGGAAGAGGAGGAUGAAGGACAGGAAGAGGAAGGAGAGGAAGAGGAGGAGGAGGAGGAAGGAGAGGACGAAGAGGAAGCGGAGGAAGGGGAAGAAGAGGGGGAAGCGGAGGAAGGGGAAGAGGAGGAAGAGGAGGUGGUAGAGCAGAAAGAAGAACAGGAAGAAAAAAAGGAAGGAGGAAAGAGCGGAUGUGGUCUCUUCGGGUCUGCCGCCUCUUCCUCAUCUUCUUCCAGCGGCUUUGCAGGCUUCGGUGGUGGAGCAGCAGCAGCCCAGUCAUCGUCCUCCUCUUCGGCUAGUCCAUUUGGAGCCCCACCGGGGGCCUUCGGGUCCAAACCCCCUGCAUCGAGUCCCUUCGGGGCUCAGUCCAGCAGUGGAGGUUUCGGUGCAUUCGGGUCUUCACAGAGUAGCAGCAGCAGCAGUACCCCCUUCGGAGGCGCCUCCACAGCCUCGUCUGGUGGCGGCUUUGGUGCUUUUGGAGGGAAGUCGUCAACCCCAAGUCCCUUCGGCUCGGCAGCCACUACUGGCGGUGGCUUUGGGGCAUUUGGGAGUGGAGAGGCUUCGUCCAGUAGCGGCUUCGGCGCCUUCGGUUCGACGUCCUCCUCCUCGGCUGCCCAGACAAGCUUCGGCGCUUUUGGUGGAGGAGCCCAGAAGGGCGGACCCUUUGGUUCGACACCUUCCACAGGCGGCGGUUUCGGAGCAUUCGGUUCCACAUCGCAAUCCAGCAGCAGCAGCGGGUUCGGCGGCUUUGGUGGUGCUCAGUCAGCCUCGGGCUUCGGUGCAUUCGGAGGCACAUCCUCUCUGGCCUCGGGCAGCGGUGGCUUCGGUGGUGGGCAAAUCUCAUCUGGCUUCGGAUCGCUUGGAAGCUCACAGCUCCAAAGAAAUGAGAAGAAAACAGAGGUCGUCCCAUUCGCCAAGAAAGCGGAUGGCGAGGCUGUAGUGAAGACUGAGAAGGACGAUGGCCUUGAGGCGAGGGCGAAGCCUACUCCUCCACAGGAGAACGACUCCAAGGAAAACACCAAAGGUGAUCAUUGGUCCAGGCCUCGUAAGGUUAGCACUGAGAACUCUCGUGAGAUGUAG